AUGGAGCGGCAGCAGGAGCUGAAGGUGCUGCUGAAGCGCUGGGAAGCGGAAUUCCUGCGGGAACGGCGGCGGAAGCCCAGCCAGGCCGACAUCGAGGAAGCUCCAGAGGAAACCCGGAAGCUCUACAAGGAGUACCGGAUGCUGAAGCAGCAGGGAAAAGCAUCGGAUUCCUCGGAAAAAACGGGAUCCCAGGAAAUCCCAAAUGUGGAACAGGUGGAAGAUUCGGGAUUUUGGGGUUCCCACUUGAACCGGGCACCCAAAAUUCCCGGGAAAAGCCGGAGCGGGAGCGCCAGGCCGGGAAUUUCAGCGGAGUUUUAUGGGAUGAAGCUCAAAGCCAAACUGGGAAUGACUGGGAAGGAGCCUCCCCUGACCCCUCGGAGGACCCCAAAUCCCAGGAGAAUCCCCAAAAUUCCCCAAUCCCAGAAAAUCCCAGAGCGCGGAGCCGAAGCUUCAUCCCCGGAACCUCCACGGAAUGAAGGAGAAUCUGAAAAAUCCGGAGAUGCCGGAAAAUCCGGAGAUCCUGAAAAAUCCGGAGAAUUCUCGGGAUCGGGCCCCCUCACACUCCCGGCGGGAAUGAAUCCCGGUUUUCCUCCCGUUCCCGACAAAUUCCAGCGGCUGAAGCAGAGCGUGGCCCAAACUUUGAGAUCCCUGGAUCCCGGCUGGCUCCAGAGGUGCCAGGAAUCUCCUGAAAACCGGGAAUUCCCAGCGGGAUCCGUGAGGGAAAAGGGGGAAAUCCACACCGCAUCCAUAGGAAAUUCCGUGAGGAAAAGGCCCCGGGAAGGCGGAGGCGCCGCGGAGGCUCCGGCCAAGCUCCGGAGGGGUCCCCAAGGCUCGGAUCCGGGAAUUUUUGGGGUGAGGUCGAUCCAGGAGGAAAAUGAGGGUGAGGAAGAGCAGCUGGAAUCCCGAAAGGAAGCUGGGAAGGCGGCGGAUCGCUUGGAAAAAAUCCUGGAAGAGGAGGAAAAGGAGGAAAAACCCAAACCCACGCGCAGAGGCCGAGCCACUCCCCGGAGCGGCGGGAAUUUCGUCCGGCUCAACCUGAAGAGAAAAACGUAUUCCCGUGGAUGCCUGAGGGGAAAAUUCCUUCGGAAACAGGUUUGGAAGCAGAAAUGGAGGAAAAAGUCGGGGCAGUUCGGAGGCGGAGCCGAUGUUUGCUUCCGGUGUGGCGGGAAAGGGCACUGGGCGUCGGAAUGCCGAGGGAAAGAUUUGGGAUCGUUCCCGGAGGAAAUUCCUGAGGAGGAGGAGGAGGAGGAGCCACUUCCCACUCUGGAAGAAGUGGCCCAAAGGACCAACAGCGUUUUUAUCCCGGAGAUUCCCGCCAGCGGCGCCCGUGGGGAUAAUCCCCAGCCCACCCCAAAUUCCCUGGAUUUCCCACGGCCGGAAUUCUCCCCCUCCCCUCCUCCAGCUGCCGUGGAUCCCCUUUACAGCCCAGCCCCCGAUGGGACAAUCCCAGAUCCUCCGGAAGAAGUCCUGGAAGCUCUGAGGAAUUUGGGAUACGAUUCCUUCCGGCCGGGCCAGGCCGAGGCCGUCAUGCGGAUCCUUUCCGGAUUAUCCACGCUGGUGGUGUUACCCACAGGGAUGGGCAAAUCCCUGUGCUACCAACUUCCCGCUUUUCUCUAUCACAAAAACUCCGGGAGCGUCUCCCUGGUGAUUUCCCCGCUCGUUUCCCUCAUGGAUGAUCAGGUUUCCGGCCUCCCCCCCUGCCUCAAGGCCGUCUGCAUCCAUUCCAACCUUUCCCAAUCCCAGCGGGAAGCAGCCAUGGAAAAGGUCAGGAAUGGCCAGGCCCAGAUCCUGCUGCUCUCUCCGGAGGCUCUGGUGGCAUCGGGAUCCUCUUCCCUGUUUUUCCGGGAUCGCCUCCCUCCCGUGGCUUUCGCCUGCCUGGAUGAGGCUCAUUGCGUCUCCCAGUGGUCCCACAACUUCCGGCCCGCCUACCUGCGCGUCUGCAAGGUUCUCCGGCAGCGCCUGGGCGUCCGGUGCUUCCUGGGCCUCACGGCCACGGCCACGGCGGCCACGGCCCGGGACGUGGCUCAGCAUUUGGGAAUUCCGCCGGAGCAGGGCGGCGGCGUCCGCUCGGCCGCCGUUCCCGCCAACCUGCUGCUCUCCGUGUCCAUGGACGCCGACAGGGAGCAGGCCCUGCUCUCCCUGCUCCGGGCGGAUCCCUUCGGCUCCUGCCACCCCCUGAUCGUUUUCUGCACGCGCCGCGAGGACACCGAGCGCCUCGCCGCCCUCAUCCGCUCCCAAUUCCCGCAAUUCCCGCAAUUCCAGCCCCAUCCCAAACCCCUCGGCAAAAAUCCCGGCAAAGGGAAAACUGCCGGAAUUCCCGGUUUUUGCUCGGCUACCGCCUACCACGCCGGGUUAUCCGGCCCGGAACGGCGGCGCAUCCAGAGGGAUUUCAUGGGCGGCCGCAUCCGGGUGCUGGUGGCCACGGUGGCCUUCGGCAUGGGCUUGGAUAAAGCGGACGUGCGCGGGAUCGUGCACUACAACAUUCCCGGGAAUCUGGAGAGCUACGUGCAGGAGGUCGGCAGGGCCGGCAGGGACGGGAGCGCCGCGCGCUGCCACCUCUUCCUGGAGCCGCAGGGUCGGGAUCUCCCGGAAUUGCGGCGCCACAUUUACGGCGAUUCCGUGGAUUUUUGGGUCAUCCGGAAGUUGCUCCAGAGGGUUUUUGCUCCUUGUAAAUGCCUGGAAAUCCACGGAAAACUCCGCGACCCACCCGAGGAUUUGGAGCCGGAAAGCUCCGGAAUCCUGGAAUUCCGCGAGCGGGAAAAGCGCCGGCUGUGCCGCGGCCACGAGCGCUGCGUCCCCGUGGCGGAGCUGGUGCAAGCUCUGGAUCUGCGGGAGGAAGCGAUCGAGACCCUCCUGUGCUACCUGGAGCUGCAUCCCGGCAACUUCCUGCAGCUGCUUCCUGCCACCGAUUCCCGCUGCCGCAUCCGCUGCUCCGGAGGCGCCCGGCAGCUCCGGGAACUGGCGCGGAGGCGCCCGGCAGCUCCGGGAACUGGCGCGGAGGUGAGAAUUCCCAAAGAUUCUCCAAAAUUCCCAAAAAUUCCCUCCAUUCCCGCUGCCGCAUCCGCUGCUCCGCAGGCGCCCGGCAGCUCCGCCAGCUGGCACAGAGGCGCCCGGCAGCUCCGGGAACUGGCGCGGAGGCGCCCGGCAGCUCCAACAGCUGGCGCGGAGGCGCCCGGCAGCUCCGGGAACUGGCGCGGAGGCGCCCGGCAGCUCCAACAGCUGGCGCGGAGGCGCCCGGCAGCUCCAACAGCUGGCGCGGAGGCGCCCGGCAGCUCCGCCAGCUGGCACAGAGGCGCCCGGCAGCUCCGGGAACUGGCGCAGAGGCGCCCGGCAGCUCCAACAGCUGGCGCGGAGGCGCCCGGCAGCUCCGGGAACUGGCGCGGAGGCGCCCGGCAGCUCCGGGAACUGGCGCGGAGGCGCCCGGCAGCUCCGGGAACUGGCGCGGAGGCGCCCGGCAGCUCCGGGAACUGGCGCAGAGAAUUCCCAAAUUCCCAAAGAUUCCCAAAUUCCCAAAGAUUCCCAAAAAUUCCCAAAAAUUCCCUCCAUUCCCGCUGCCGCAUCCGCUGCUCCGCAGGCGCCCGGCAGCUCCGGGAACUGGCGCGGAGCUCCCCUCCCGUGGCCGCAGCCCUGGCUCGGGAGCGCUCGGCCGUGGGCGGCUCCCUGGAAUUCGACGUCGUCUCCCUGAGCGAUUCCAUGGCUUGGGAAUCUCCGCUGGUCAAGCGCAGCUUGAGGCAGCUCCAGUGGGAUUCCCAAAAAGGAAGGAAAAGCGGGAUCGCCGUGGAAUUCCUGGAAUUCUCCUUCCAUUUCCGCGCCUACGGAGAUCUCAGCUGCCGGGAAUUGGAUUCCGUGGGGGAAUUCCUGCACGGCCGCGUGGUUUCCCGGGAAAAGGCGGCGCUGCGGCAGCUCCGCUGCUGCUUCCGCGCCUUCCGAAGCGUGGCGUUCCAGAGCUGCCAUCCGAAGGCUCCGGAAAAGGAGCAGCUGGAAAGGAGCUCCCGGCUCAAGGAGCUGCUCCGGGAAUAUUUCGAGCGGGACGGAGCCGGAUCCGACGGAGACGACGAGGAGGAAGAGGAAGAGGAGGAAAAAAACCUUGGAAUGACGCGACCGAAGGAUUGGGAGGAGCAAGUCCGCGCCGACAUCCGGAAUUUCCUCGCCGCCCACCCGGAUGAGAAGUUUUCCGGCAGAGCCAUCGCCAGGAUUUUCCAUGGAAUCGGCAGCCCCCGCUUCCCGGCGCAGAUCUACGGGCGGGAUCGGCGCUUCUGGAGGAGGCACCUCCCGCUGGAAUUCCAGAGCCUUUCCCGCUUGGCCACCGAGGAGAUCCUGGCCUGGAGGUGACGGGAAACAGCGGGAAAACAGCGGGAAAACAGCGGGAAUGGCGGCGGGAGAGACAGAGCUUCCUCUGGAAUUCUGGCGGAUUUUUGUCGGGAUUUGUUGGGGAUUUUAUCAGGGUUUUUUCAGGAUUUUAUUGGGAUUAAUAACCGGAGUCUCCUUGGAA
Corvus hawaiiensis (hawaiian crow) is the source of this 4492-nucleotide messenger RNA. RefSeq names its product RecQ like helicase 4 (gene RECQL4). Gene Ontology annotation, cellular component: nucleus; chromosome; cytoplasm. Lineage: Eukaryota; Metazoa; Chordata; Aves; Passeriformes; Corvidae. The transcript has 38 exons. The record is from RefSeq and is a predicted model, not a curated record. Gene Ontology annotation, biological process: double-strand break repair via homologous recombination; DNA replication; telomere maintenance. Gene Ontology annotation, molecular function: nucleic acid binding; 3'-5' DNA helicase activity; four-way junction helicase activity. Bases 1 to 4332 code for a protein of 1443 amino acids.